Molecule: messenger RNA, 1947 nt
Organism: Coccidioides immitis RS
Lineage: Eukaryota; Fungi; Ascomycota; Eurotiomycetes; Onygenales; Onygenaceae
Product: sterol 24-C-methyltransferase
Exons: 3
Coding region: 231-1364 (377 amino acids)
Biological process (GO): ergosterol biosynthetic process
Cellular component (GO): endoplasmic reticulum
Molecular function (GO): sterol 24-C-methyltransferase activity
Source: RefSeq, a predicted model, not a curated record
CUUUUUUUUUCGAGACUCUUCAUAAGUACUCCAUAAUCAUCCUCACCUUACGAAUACCCAGACACAGGAACCUUUGUUUUUGAACCGAUUGCCGCCUUUUCGUCUCAAUUGAGCGGGCAUUUUAUCUCCCAUUCCAAUCUUCUUUUCUCCCAAUUUACGUUUUUCGAAACAACACAUUAGAUUUAUUUUAUUCCAUUAAAACCCCGAUUCUCUCUCACAAACCUGCCGAAAUGGCCUCAACAAAGCUCGAACGAGAAGAUCACGCUCGUGAUGCAGCGUUUAACAAGGCUCUUCAUGGCGACUCGGCCAAGGCCCGAGGUGGCUUGCGAGCAAUGAUGAGCAAGGAUAAGGCGGCGCAAGAAGCUGCUUUGGAUGAAUAUUUCAAGCAUUGGGACAAGAAACCCUCUGCAGACGAGACAGAAGAGAUCAGAGAAGCCAGAAGAGCGGAAUAUGCCACCUUAACAAGACAUUACUACAAUCUGGCGACGGAUAUGUACGAAUAUGGAUGGGGCGGUUCUUUCCACUUCUGUCGUUUCGCGUAUGGCGAACCUUUCCGUCAGGCUAUUGCUCGACACGAACAUUAUCUCGCACACUCCAUCGGCCUCCAGGAGGGCCAGACGGUUCUUGAUGUCGGCUGCGGCGUUGGUGGCCCCGCAAGAGAAAUUGCCAAAUUUGCCGGUGUCAAUAUUGUUGGUUUAAAUAACAACGACUAUCAAAUUGAACGCGCAACUCGAUAUGCGGCGAAGGAAGGCUUGUCAAAGCAGCUCCGCUUCACAAAGGGUGACUUUAUGCAAAUGUCCUUUGAACCAAACACAUUUGAUGCUGCAUAUGCCAUUGAGGCUACAGUUCACGCUCCUUCGCUUGAGGGCGUCUACAGACAGAUUUACAACUCAUUAAAACCCGGCGGUGUUUUUGGUGUAUACGAAUGGGUCAUGACCGACGCUUAUGAUAACGACAACCCCGUCCACCGUGAGAUCAGACUUGGUAUCGAACAAGGAGAUGGAAUUUCGAACAUGGUCAGGGCAACCGAAGCCCUUGAAGCCUUUAAGGCCGCCGGUUUCGAACUCAUCAAAGCUGAGGAUCUAGCAGACCGUGGAGAUGAUAUUCCAUGGUACUAUCCUCUAGCAGGUUCUUGGAAGCAUAUGUCCUCCCUUUGGGAUGUACUCACCAUUGCCCGUAUGACAUGGUGGGGACGUGGUUUGGUUCAUAAGUUUAUGGGUGGUAUGGAGACGAUUGGUUUGUUCCCAAAGGGUUCACAGAAGACAGCAGACAGCUUAGCAUAUGCUGCCGACUGCUUGGUCAAGGGUGGUGAGAUGAAGCUCUUCACUCCCAUGUACUUGAUGGUGGGAAGGAAACCAGAGUGAUCCGAUUAUGAGAUUCAUGACGAGAUAGUGGAUGAUUCUGAGCUGACCCUUUUAGAGAGUUUCCUUCAAGAUGACUUUUCUCUUUAACUUUCCUGUUUUCUUUCUCUUUCCAAGCCCAAUGGGUUGAGGACAUGUGCUUCAUAUAUAUCACAUCCCUGGCUUGCAUGUCUUAGAUCCUCAUUUAAUACUAAUAUUUCCUUUUACUGUACAGGCGUAUACUAUGUAUGUAUAGGCCUUGAAUGGUACCUUCGCAUUUUGAUUCUUAUGUCCCGUUAACUUUUACCGGGAUUAAAGGCUUUCUGACAAACUCCUUCAACUGUGAUAUGUUGAGGGCGUAUAACUAGGCUGUAAUAAGUUACACCUGCAUGGCCUUCCGCCCAAUCAAUUUUGCGUGGACGAAGAACAACAAAAGAGGCAUCAUAGCUCUCUUAUCCUGAACUCAUUGAUCUUAUUCCGAGGCAUGCUCAUUGACAAACACGCUUUCUCAGCCACUUGGUCGAUGCGCAUUGGGCUGCUAGGAAAUAUGACAUGCCACAGUCCUCCGUACACAUGAGUAUUGCCUCUUUGUAUGUCCACUCCCCUU